CAGAGAAGAGGAAGGAAAUGUUCAAGAUGCUAACGUCAUGCUUUUUUCACUCAGUACGGAAGAGAAAGACUGGCACGUCUGCAGACGCUGAAUUUUAGUCUUAUAUUGAAGCAAAACUCGUGUAAUGUUCAGGAUGUGUUUCACUCUGUUCAUCUUUUCCAGCAUCUUUACAGUUGUUGCUGGUUCUCCAAAAACAGUCACGGGAUACAGAGGACACAGACUUGACAUCAGAUGCAGCUAUGAAGCUGGAUAUGAAUCAAACUCAAAGUAUUUCUGUAAAGGUGAAUGUAUCUAUGGAUUCAGAAACAUUGUGGUUGAAUCAGGAUCUCCAGCUAAAGACGAGAGAUUCUCUCUGACUGAUGACAAGAGCAGAAGAGUUUUCACCGUCAGCAUCAGUGACCUGAGACCAGAAGAUGAGGGACAAUACUGGUGUGUUGUGGAGAGGAGUUCCUUUGAUGUCUAUUCAGAGAUACUGCUGCAGGUCAAACGGGAUAAUAAGACCACUGAGGUUUCUACUGUCGGCUCUUUUUCAAUCACACCGUCAUAUUUCAGCACAACAGAACAGAAACAACACUCUACCAGCAUCACCAUCACAGAAAGAAGAGAGACCUCCACAGAUCAGAUCUUCUGGACAGAGACUGUCAUCUACGUCUCUGUGGGGUUCUUCAUCGUGAUGAUCCUCUUCCUCACGGCCCUGACGGUGUUGUGUAGGAAGACAAGAAAGAAAUCAACAAGAGCCACUCAGUCAGGACUUUCACAGCAAGUCUCUGUGCUUCUUCCUUUGAAUGAACACACUGCAGAGGACAUUGACUGUAACAACCAUUCAUAUGAGGAAAUCAACAAGCUGCGGAACAAGAGAGAAGACAUCUCCACUUUCUAUACCACAGCAGAUAGUCCAGAUGAUCCCUCGAUCUACUCAGCAGCAAACGAACCGAACGAUUCAACAAUCUACUCAACAGCAAACGAACCGAACGAUUCAACAAUCUACUCAACAGCAAACGAACCGAACGAUUCAACAAUCUACUCAACAGCAAACGAACCGAACGAUUCAACAAUCUACUCAACAGCAAACGAACCGAACGAUUCAACCAUACGACAUCUUUACUGACUGUGUCUCAAAGCAGCUUCAUGGAUUGGUAGCUAAUCCCACAAUGCAUCAGUGAAAAUCAGUAAAAAAAAUACAAUAAAUUAAUUUAUUAAUGAAAACAUUUUUUUAAAUACAGAUCUAUUUUACGCUAUGAAAUUAGUUGUAUAUUUAUUUUGCAAAUUAUGCAUCUGAUUCUUUAUCUUUUCCCCUUUUUUCUUAGUUUUCUGUUUCCUGAUUCCAUUUUUUAUUAUUAUUAUUUUAAAGGUAAAAUUAAAAUUGAUUAAUUAAAAAAAAAACAUACCUAACCAAUAGAAGUCAUGAAAUUGAACAGUAAUUUUAUAAAGGUUAAAAAAUAAAUAAACAAAAAGGAAGGCCCUAUGAAAAAUGUCUUCAUAUUCAGUAUUCUUUUUUGCAUUAAUUUAUGUGUUAAUAUUUGCGUACUUACAUUUUCCUGGUUAAAUUCUGGUAAAUAUGUUUCUGGGAAAUAUUCCUUUAGAAAUUAUGUUUUAACAGUAAUGCUAUUAUUACUAGUGGCUUUGUAUUGAAUAAUAUUUCUGUCACGGUUUCUUCAAGUUAAGCUGGACUUUUAUUUUGACGGGUUGCUGUGAAGACCUCAUUGUGUUCGUGUACGGCAUGGCGAUAGUUUUCUCAAAAGAAGCUGUCAAAUUAUCAUGAAGUGACUCUCAGAGCGAUUCUAGUGAUUACGUUCAUGUACACAUAUAUUGAGGCGGCAGAUGCAAAAAAAAAAAUAAUAGAGAAAAAACUAAAUUCAGUAAAUCCAGUGGAAUUUGUGGGUUUUUUUGCAUUUCAGAAAUCGUACGGUCCUAGAAUUAAAGGAGGAAUCACAUCCUCGUCUGCUUGACUUUGUUGAACAGCCACUGGACUUCCUUAAAGACCUUCAGUUUAUUGUAAACUCUCAUAUCGUGAGCAGUGUCAAGCUGUAUGCUAUAUUUUGCUCAUUUCUGAUGAUAUCUUUGUAUUAUUUGUGUAUGUAUGUGAAAAGCAGGCGAUGAUUUAUCUUAUAUGGGUUUAUGCACAAAUGACCUUAUAUAAAUAUGAGUCUGCUCUAGCUAUUAUUGGCUCCUGGUAAAUUUGUAUUUUUAUUAUUUAAUUGUUUUAUGUAAUGUUUACUGAAUAAAUAAAAUGUACUGUGAUAUAUUCAGUUAAACACUGAUGGUCACGUGAACUGUUAA
Puntigrus tetrazona (Sumatra barb) is the source of this 2280-nucleotide messenger RNA. Its product is annotated as CMRF35-like molecule 5. The coding region runs from base 125 to 1108 and encodes 327 amino acids. Lineage: Eukaryota; Metazoa; Chordata; Actinopteri; Cypriniformes; Cyprinidae. The record is from RefSeq and is a predicted model, not a curated record. The transcript is spliced from 6 exons.